CUUAAGAUGUGGCCUAAUGGAGGGGAGAGAACUCUCGUCAUGUCCAAACAGAGAAGGAGUAUAAAGUGUGAGGAGACUUGCGACUUACUAUCAAAGCAAGUACAAAGACAAAGAGAAACAUUUUGAACUGUUCACUUAGAGACAUCUUCUAAUAGUAAGCAGCCAACAUUGAGAGAGAGAGAAAAAAAAAAUGGCCAGCGUCUUGAUUGCUGUCUUCAUUUUGGUGACUGCUACCUUGAGCCACGGGUUCCCAUCAGGUGGACCUUACUACUCGUGCAAGACUCUUAAACCUGGUCACAAUGAUGAGCUGCAGACGUCGACACCACCGUAUGCCAUGAGCGUGAGUCGAGCAACGGUUGAACCAGGAGGCAGAGUUUCUGUGACGCUGUCCAGCAAGGGAAGUCCUUUUAUGGGCUUCAUGUGUGCCGCCAGUGAGAAUGAUGACCAAUCGAAUAAAACAGUUGGACAAUUCUAUCUGACGUCAUCAUCUUCAAAGGUCGCUCACCUGCAGAACUGUUCAGGAUCAACACAGAACACAGCCAUCACCCACUCGACCAAUGAAAUGAAAACGAGUGUUGGAUUUGAUUGGUCAGCUCCCGCAAGUGCCGUCAUUGGCUCUGUAUAUAAAAUGAGGUGUACGUUUGUACAAUCCUUCAACGUCUACUGGAUAAACUCCCUUGUUAGAAUCACCGUGGUUGGGACAGGUGGCCAAAAUCCCAAUGAUAUCAAUUCCAGGACUCCUGCUUCUGUGACUGCUAAAAGCCUCAUCCCACCAACGAGUAACGGGAAGAUCAACCCAAAUGGAAAUCUCUACGCCGCUACAAAACCUACUACGAAGACUGGAACAAUGAACGUUCAGGACUACUCGGUGUCAGAGCAGACGUCGAAACUCGUUCUUCAACUUUUAAGUGAGUUUGACAAUGCUAUGAAAAACCAGAACGCCACAAAGGGACCUGCUGGAGUCGGUAUUGAGAACCAUCAACUGCGAGUCAGCGACCAGCGCCAGCAGGGCACAUCCGAACCUAUUAACAUCAAUGUCAAUAUCAAAUUAUCUUCUUCACCAGAUACCAAAGAUAAUGCCGUCGAUGCUCCAACCGGCCCGACAUUCACUGGCCAGGUACAAAAUAACAUUAUAAAUAUCCUUUUAUUUCAAAACCCGAACGCAACCGCUUCUUCACCAAUCAGCACCCAAUCAGAUGGAACACAUAGACAGAGAGUGUAAGGUCACUUCCGUUGUAACUUGUUGGAAAUUUCAAAUCCAUUUAUGUCGCUGAAUACGAAGUAUAAUAAUUCCAAGCUAAAUAUAAAUACAUGCUUAAGCAGUUCUAUUCCAUGUAUCAGUUGGUAGGGGGUCAAGAUCAGACCACUCUGAAAUUACAAUACUACAAUACAAUACAAUAAAAUAUUUUUUUUAACAUUCCUAUUUGUUUUGAAUACAAAUAUUUAUCUUCCAACGAUUUUUAAAUAUUGUAUAUUUUUAAAAAAUGUAUUUUAAUAUGAUUUCGAACGCUCAGGAAUUUUCAUUUAAGUAUAUACGUUUACAUUUCACACUCAGCUAUUGGAGAUUUUCGUAAAAUGGGAGACAAAUCCAUAAAUUGUUGGUGUAUCUGGUUGACAGAACACGGACGCAUUGCUAAACUUUACAUUUUGAAAUCAAAUUUUUUCAUUUUUCGAUCAAUGUAAAAUCUAAUAUUAAAUUUCUAAAGAAAAAAUCAGAUUGCUGUGAAUAGCCUUUAGUAUGAAAAUCUCCAAUUAGUUUUAAUUAUUACAUUUGAUAAUUUUAUAUUUGAAUCUCUUGGCAUAAUUGUUUGUUUUGUCAUUUUUCUUACUUUUUGAUAAAAACAUUAAUUUGUCUAAUGGCAUUCGUUUUUUAUUUAAUAUUUCAAAUAUUAUUUUAUAUAUUUUUAAAACAAAAAUGUGUAUCAAUAUUUAGGCUUUAUCUCAUCACUCUUUCCUUGGCAACUAGUUUACAUUUUACAUGUAAAAGUUUUACUAUAAUGUCAGACAACAACUAGUGUAGAGUGUAAUGGAAGAAAUAGUUUUCGAAUUAAUGCAGUAUUCCACGUGACUAUACAAAGACAGUCUAUGAGAUAGAUUAUAUUUUAAAAACAUGUAUAUAGCUUAUAGAUAACAAUCGAUGCAGUAGAUUUCUCUAUUAAAUGGUUUCAAGUGACUUAGUAUUUACAAUUAAUAUGUUUAAAUGAAAAGAACAUUUUCAGAUGCUGUGGAUAGCACGGCCAUUGCUGAACAUUAUCCUUUGUCUAAAACACCAUUAAUAAAAUUUAAAUGUUUUUACUGUUUAAUAUGACAUUUGCUGCUCUGAAUAGGGAGUGCUGUCAGAAUUCCUAUGUAGUUAAAAAGAAAGUUGUUUUUUUUAUCCAAUCUUUGUAUGUAUUAAAUUUUUCAUUUCUUUAAAUAAAACUCAUAAUACAAAUGUUU
This is a messenger RNA of Biomphalaria glabrata, 2439 nucleotides long. Its product is annotated as putative ferric-chelate reductase 1. The transcript is spliced from 5 exons. Lineage: Eukaryota; Metazoa; Mollusca; Gastropoda; Planorbidae. Gene Ontology annotation, molecular function: oxidoreductase activity, acting on metal ions. The record is from RefSeq and is a predicted model, not a curated record. The coding region runs from base 191 to 1222 and encodes 343 amino acids.